Acanthisitta chloris (rifleman) is the source of this 684-nucleotide messenger RNA. It is a transcript of the gene ST6GALNAC6, whose product is annotated as ST6 (alpha-N-acetyl-neuraminyl-2,3-beta-galactosyl-1,3)-N-acetylgalactosaminide alpha-2,6-sialyltransferase 6. Gene Ontology annotation, molecular function: alpha-N-acetylgalactosaminide alpha-2,6-sialyltransferase activity. Gene Ontology annotation, biological process: oligosaccharide metabolic process; ganglioside biosynthetic process. Lineage: Eukaryota; Metazoa; Chordata; Aves; Passeriformes; Acanthisittidae. The record is from RefSeq and is a predicted model, not a curated record.
ACCCUGACUGCCCGCUGCCACCAGUGUGUCAUCGUCACCAGCUCCAGCCACCUCCUGGGCACCCACCUGGGCACAGCCAUUGACGGGGCCGAGUGCACCAUCCGCAUGAACGACGCUCCCACCACCGGCUACGAUGCUGACGUGGGCAACAAGACCAGUUUCCGCGUGGUGGCUCACUCCAGCCUCUACCGCGUCCUCAAGCGGCCCCAGGAGUUCGUCAACAAGACCCCAGAGACCAUAUUCAUCUUCUGGGGACCACCUAUCAAGAUGCAGAAGAGCCUCGUGAAGAUCAUCCAGCGCGUCUGCGCCUCCUUCCCCAACAUGACGGCCUAUGUCGUGUCCCAGCAGUUUGAUGACCUGUUUCGGGGGGAGACAGGGAAGGACAGGGAGAAGUCACGCUCGUGGCUCAGCACCGGCUGGUUCACUAUGGUGAUCGCAGUGGAGCUGUGCGACGCCGUCCACGUCUACGGCAUGGUGCCACCCAGCUACUGUGGCCGCCACCCCCCUCCUCGCCGCCUGCCCUACCACUACUACGAGCCAAAGGGCCCCGACGAGUGCACCACCUACAUCCACAACGAGCGCAGCCGCAAGGGCAACCACCAUCGCUUCAUCACCGAGAAGAGAGUCUUUGCCAGCUGGGCCAACCUCUACAACAUCACCUUCUCCCACCCCACCUGGCCCUAG